UAAUUGUCCUGUAACUUUAUAUUAUUUAUAUAUUAUUUAUUUAUUUUAACUUUACAGAAUCACAGGUGCGACGAUGACGUCACGCUGCGUCAGUUUGGACACGUUUAUGGAGGAGUUUGCUCAGUUAGAGCAGAAAAUCAUAGAAGUCCAUGGUAAGAGCAACAUGCUGGAGGUGAAGCUGGACGAUGCAAACAGACUCGUCAAAUUCUACCUGAGCAAAGAGAAGAGUCUCACUGAAGAGCGAGACGUCCUUCUGUCCACCGUCAACCGGCUUCAGCAGAGUCUGCAGGAGCAGUGCAACCUCAGAGUGGAGAACGAGAGAGUGAAGGAGGACAUGGUCGACCUGAAGAGACGCAGUGACAGAAGAGUGGAGGACAGAGAGGCUGAGGUUCGACGGCUGCUCACUGAAAAGGCCACAGAGACAGACAGACACCAGAGGGAGCUAGAGGCUGUGAGACAGCAGAGCAGGAGGGAGGUGGAGCUCGCUCACAGGGACUGUUUCAGUCAGUUGGAGGCCAAAGACACUGAGCUGAAGAAGCUGCUGCAGGAGAAGAACGUGGAGGUGGAGGAGAUGAAGACGAGGCUGAAGAUCCAGGAGAGAGAGAAGCAGAGUGAACUGCUGAAGCUGCAGAUGGAGUUUGGUGCAAAGUUUGCCAGAGUUCAGAGUUCAGCUCAGAUCAACCAGCAGCAGCAUCAGGGCUCCAGUGUGAUGCUUCCACAGAGCGUCUUCAGGAGGAAGCUUCAGUUCAUGCAGGAGGAGAAGAACAGAGAGAUCACGUCUCUGCGUCAGAGAAUCAAAGAGCUGGAAGAGAAGCAGCGAAUCAGCAGCAUCAGCAGCAGCAUCAGCAGCAUCAGUGACAACCGUCUGAAGAGGAGAAAGGUGACCAGAGUGUGUACUCUUUAAUCCAAUCAGACGUCUGCAGAGAGGAGGAGGAGUGAGAGGAUGAGGGGGUAAGAGGGUUCAAGCUCUUCUUUUGGCGCCGCUGCCGCUCACAAGGACGACACACCUGAAUGAAGAAGCUCCGCCCCCCUGAAGAAGUGCUGACCUCAUGC
Messenger RNA from Solea solea (common sole), 1053 nucleotides. Its product is annotated as coiled-coil domain-containing protein 152-like. The transcript has 10 exons. The record is from RefSeq and is a predicted model, not a curated record. Bases 74 to 904 code for a protein of 276 amino acids. NCBI's taxonomy places the organism in Eukaryota, Metazoa, Chordata, Actinopteri, Pleuronectiformes, Soleidae.